UAUCCAAAAGGAAGCAUUCAUCAUUUGCAUACACUUGCUUGUUCAAAGCUCUUUAUAUAGACAAACCGGAAAGCUCUGUACAUAGGAUUGAAAGAUAUUUUGUAUUAGAAUAUGAAUUUUUUUUAUUCUAAAUACUGUUAAUCACCUUUUUGAAUGAAUUUUCCUCUGCCCUUUUUCUCUCUUUCUGUGUCAUGUCUAUACAAUUUUUCCUUCUCUUCUUCUUCAUAAUUAUACUUUCUUUCUCCAAGCCAGUAUCACUCUUUGAGUUUAUCUUCAACACCAACUUCAGCUCCACCAAUCUUCUCACUUAUGGCAAUGCUACAAUUGAAUCCUCAAUCCUUACUCUCACUAGUGACACCAAAUUCUCCAUUGGAAGAGCCUUCUACCCUUUAAGAAUAAUCGCCAGAGAACCAAACUCCUCUACACCACUCACUUUCUCAACCUCUUUUAUCUUCUCUAUUGCUCCUUAUAAGAAUCUUCUCCCUGGCCAUGGAUUUGCCUUUGUGUUUUUUCCUUCUACUGGCAUAGAAGGUGCUAGCUCAGCUCAGCAUCUUGGACUUUUCAACUUCACAAAUAACGGUAAUUCUGAUAAUCAUGUUCUUGCAGUUGAAUUUGACACCUUCAGGAACCAAGAAUUCAACGAUCUCAAUGAUAACCAUGUGGGUAUUGAUGUUAACUCACUUACAUCUAUGGCACAAAAGGAAGCUGGUUUUUGGGCAGGAAAAGAUAAUGAGAAGUUUAAGGAGUUGAAGCUUAAUAAUGGGGUUAACUAUCAAGUUUGGAUUGAUUAUGUAGAUUCAAGAAUUAAUGUAACUAUGGCCAAGGCAGGGGAAGAAAGGCCCAAGAGACCAUUGAUAAGUGAGUUUGUUAAUCUUACUGAGGUUUUGUUGGAUGAAAUGUAUAUUGGAUUUUGUGGAGCUACUGGGAGAUUGGUUCAAAGCCACAGGAUUUUGUCUUGGAGCUUUAGUAAUACAAGUUUUUCUAUUGGCAAUGCUUUAGUUACUAGGAAUUUGCCUUCUUUUGGGCUUCCAAAGAAAUCAGUGUUUAAAUCAGAAGGAUUCAUAAUUGGGAUCAGUGUUGCUGGUGUGGUGGUUAUUGGGUUUGGGAUUGUGAUGUAUGAGGUUUUGGCAAGGAGAAGGAGAAGACAGUGGAAGGAGAAACAAGAAAUGGAAGAUUGGGAAUUGGAGUAUUGGCCUCAUCGCAUUGAUUAUCAACAAAUAUCUGCAGCAACAAAGGGUUUUGCAGAAGAAAAUGUGAUUGGAUUUGGAGGAAAUGGAAAGGUAUAUAAGGGUACAUUGGAAUGUGGAGCAGAAGUUGCUGUUAAGAGAAUUUCUCAUCAAAGUGAAAAGGGAACAAGAGAAUUUUUGGCUGAAGUUUCAAGCCUAGGUAGACUAAAGCAUAGGAACUUAGUGGGAAUGAGAGGUUGGUGUAAACAACACAAAGAAAGCUUGAUGUUAUUGUAUGAUUAUAUGGAGAAUGGGAGCUUAGACAAGAGGCUUUUCAACUUUAAUUUGAAUUCCACUUUGAGUUGGGAAGAGAGGAUCAAGAUUUUGAAAGAUGUGGCUAAUGGGAUCUUAUACUUGCACGAAGGUUGGGAAGCUAAAGUCCUGCAUAGAGACAUCAAGGCGAGCAAUGUUUUACUGGACAAGGAUAUGAAUGCAAGGUUAGGUGAUUUUGGUUUAGCCAGGGUGCACCAUCAUGGACAAUUAGCCAGCACAACACAAGUGGUUGGAACAGUAGGGUACAUGGCACCAGAAGUGAUUCGAACCGGACGAGCCUCAACACAGACUGAUGUGUUUAGUUUCGGAGUCUUGCUACUAGAAGUGGUAUGUGGUAGAAGGCCUAGUGAGGUAGGUAAACCAGGAUUGGUUGAGUUCGUUUGGAGGCUAAUGGAGAAAGGGGAACUGAUUAAUGCCAUUGAUGAAAGGUUAAAGGCAAUGGGUGGAUAUAAUAAUGAGGAAGUGGAGAGGGUGCUUCAGUUGGGAUUAUUGUGUGCAUAUCCUGAUGCUAGUGCUAGGCCAGCAAUGAGACAAGUAGUGAAGGUGUUAGAAGGGUCAAGUGAUGGCAGUGAAUGCAUAGGGGAAGAAAUGGAAGUUCAUUUGCUUGAUGGGAUCAGAAGAACUAGAAUGUGGUCUAGUAGUAGUCAACAACAUCACCAUGCCUACCCAACUAUGGAUGGAAUAUUUUCUUCUUUGUCACUUUUAUCUAGUUCAGAUAUCAUCUCAGAGGGAAGAUGAGAAAGAAACAAAGAUUUCCAAUAUUUCAGAUUGUAUGAUUAGUCCAUCCUUGCUGCUUAUGGUUUUCUAGUAGUUAUGUAGUAAACACUCAAAUUUUUAUAUCCUAUUAUAUCAGGUUUGGAUGGUGUUUACUAUAAAGUCGGGAAAUUCAUUUGCUUCA
Molecule: messenger RNA, 2397 nt
Organism: Ricinus communis (castor bean)
Lineage: Eukaryota; Viridiplantae; Streptophyta; Magnoliopsida; Malpighiales; Euphorbiaceae
Product: probable L-type lectin-domain containing receptor kinase VII.2
Exons: 1
Coding region: 192-2237 (681 amino acids)
Biological process (GO): protein phosphorylation
Cellular component (GO): plasma membrane
Molecular function (GO): carbohydrate binding; ATP binding; protein kinase activity
Source: RefSeq, a predicted model, not a curated record